This is a messenger RNA of Orussus abietinus, 1043 nucleotides long. Its product is annotated as peroxiredoxin-6. The record is from RefSeq and is a predicted model, not a curated record. Lineage: Eukaryota; Metazoa; Arthropoda; Insecta; Hymenoptera; Orussidae. Bases 235 to 897 code for a protein of 220 amino acids. Gene Ontology annotation, biological process: cellular oxidant detoxification; cell redox homeostasis. The transcript is spliced from 5 exons. Gene Ontology annotation, molecular function: peroxiredoxin activity. Gene Ontology annotation, cellular component: cytosol; mitochondrion.
GUAAUCAGCAACGUUGUCCCGGUAUUGCAUAUGAUGUACAGAAGCUAAGAGAUAAAUGAAUUCACGUACGAUUGGUCGGACCGCUCCCACCGCUGGAACGAUAAUUCGAAAAUGGAAACGUUACUGCAGUAUAUAAGAGUCUCUUCUCGACCUAGCGGCCAUUGUACCGCAGAGUGGUAAAUAAGUCGCUUCGAAGAAGUUGCAUCGCAGUUCAUCAAUUAUUUCAUCAUCAAGAUGAGGCUGAAUUCCGUAGUUCCGAAUUUCACGGCGGAUACGACCCAAGGGCCGAUUGAUUUUUACAAGUGGCAGGGUGAUUCGUGGGUCGUCCUGUUCUCACACCCGGCAGACUUUACACCUGUAUGUACAACCGAGCUCGGUCGAAUCGCCGUGCAUUAUCCCCAUUUCGAGAGCCGCAAUACUAAACUCUUGGCGCAUUCGGUGGACAAGUUGAAGGAUCACGUAGACUGGGUGAACGACAUCAAGUCGUACUGUCGAGACAUUCCCGGGUCAUUUCCGUACCCCAUCAUUGCCGAUCCCGAUCGCAGCUUAGCUGUCAAACUAGACAUGAUUGACGAGGAAGGUCAAAAUGAUCCAGAAGCUGCUUUGACCGUAAGAGCUCUCUACGUUAUCAGCCCGGAUCACCGACUUCGACUCUCGAUGCAUUACCCUACUUCGACUGGCAGAAACGUGGAUGAAAUUCUAAGAGUCAUUGAUUCCUUGCAAUUGGUUGAUCGAAUCCCGGCAAUAGCGACCCCUGCCAAUUGGACGCCUGGGGAUAAAGUGAUGAUCCUGCCAACCGUCGAAGAGGAGGAGCUCUCAAAAUUAUUCCCCAAAGGAGUGGACAAAGUCUGCAUGCCAUCAGGAAAAGUCUAUGUUCGCACUACCACUAAUUAUUAGUGGAGGAUAAACAUGAAAUUGAAGGCUUUUAUACUGUUGCGGGACUUGUCCAAUAUCGUGGACCAUCGCUAUAAUGCAUGGUAAUUUUUAUGUCUUCUUAAUCGUUAGACUCUCAAUUCGGUAUUAAAUAUAAUAAGUACAAAAUA